Molecule: messenger RNA, 875 nt
Organism: Pantherophis guttatus
Lineage: Eukaryota; Metazoa; Chordata; Lepidosauria; Squamata; Colubridae
Gene: SNRPD1
Product: small nuclear ribonucleoprotein D1 polypeptide
Biological process (GO): spliceosomal snRNP assembly; RNA processing
Molecular function (GO): RNA binding
Source: RefSeq, a predicted model, not a curated record
AUUCAGCCCUCUCUCAGAAGCGCGCCAGUUGCUUCCUUUCGCGAAUAACGGAAGCGGCCUAGUUUGAGGUGGCUGCGCCAAGCUCAAUUUUUCAUCAUUCCGUUUGGCAUCUCACCCUCGGGGAGGCCUUUGUAUCUGGUUUAGCCGCUUCGAGUUACGCCUGUUGCCUUUCCGCCAUGAAACUCGUGCGAUUUCUUAUGAAACUUAGUCAUGAAACUGUCACCAUUGAACUGAAAAAUGGGACUCAGGUACAUGGAACCAUUACAGGAGUGGAUGUCAGCAUGAAUACCCAUCUUAAAGCUGUAAAGAUGACUUUGAAGAAUAGAGAACCUGUCCAGUUGGAGACAUUGAGCAUUCGAGGCAAUAAUAUCAGAUAUUUUAUUCUGCCAGACAGUUUACCUCUUGAUACUUUGCUGGUGGAUGUUGAACCAAAAGUCAAAUCCAAAAAAAGGGAGGCAGUUGCAGGUAGAGGACGUGGAAGAGGGCGUGGAAGAGGAAGAGGGCGUGGAAGAGGAAGAGGGGGUCCAAGACGAUAACUUCUUUAUAUCUGUUAUUAAAAAAAGCCCCAAACAAGCGGUAUUUUUCUUUACAGGUUUUGUUUUAUGUCAGUUUUAAUAAACAAAUGUGGAAAAUGUGUCAAGUUCUGCAUUGAUACAUUACAUGAAACUCCUGAUUACGCUUGUAUUAUCUUUAACUUUGACAGCCAAAACUUAAAUAGAAAUGUUUAAUUCUGAAUGCCAGAAUUGUGAAAUUUGCAGUCUAUCUUUUCUUGUUUUCUUCUUAUAUCUGAAGAAAUAUACUGAAACCUGAAGCAUUUGUGAAUAUUUCAGUUUAUAAGAGAAAAUUAAACAGAUAGUUGUCAUUUAGCAGCCACA